AUGGCUUUAGAGGUCUUGAUUCUCCUUGCUGGCUUGUUUUGUGCUCAUGCUUGGGACAUCGAUGUAUUAUUAAAUUGUACCCAGGACUGGAUGAUGGUUUCUGUUAGUUCGGCUACCCAGAGCAGAACCUAUCCAUAUGUUUUCGCUGAUGAAUUAGUUCUGGGACAGGGCUGUCCUGCCACUGAAAUACAGCCACAUCAGUAUAGUUUUGUAUACCCUGUUUUUCAAUGUGGCAUCAGGACGAAGGUUAUCUCAGAGGAAACUGUUGGUUUUGAAACUGAGCUGUACUUUAUUCCAAGAUACAGUCGUUGUGAACCCGACAUGAUCCAUUUGUACUGCUUUGCAUCUCGGAAGUCAGUGGGGCUUCAUGAAGACCCCAAAAUUAUUAAGCUUCACUUCAUGGCUGACGUCAAAGUCCACGAGAAGAGUUGUGGUUAUUGAGUCAAUACCCUCCCUCCUCCCUGAAGAGGGGACAAGGACACUCCUGAGAUCAUAAAUUUUACUCUAAGACAAACCCAUUUUUUUUUCAAUAAGAAAAACAAUGUUGGAAUAAUUUUCUCCUUUGGUAUAUC
Messenger RNA from Meriones unguiculatus (Mongolian gerbil), 572 nucleotides. It is a transcript of the gene Oosp2, whose product is annotated as oocyte secreted protein 2. The coding region runs from base 1 to 441 and encodes 146 amino acids. NCBI's taxonomy places the organism in Eukaryota, Metazoa, Chordata, Mammalia, Rodentia, Muridae. The transcript has 4 exons. The record is from RefSeq and is a predicted model, not a curated record.